UGUCGUCACUUCCGUAAAGCCUUCAUCAAACAGAAUAGUCAGAAUUAUUUACGACGAGUCCGACCGGCGGCGCAGCCAAAACAAGACUUCACCUGAAGAUGUCACCGUAAUAUCCUUUAACAGGAGCAGUGCGUUGUUUCCCUUCGGGCGGCAUUUCCUCCGGACUGAAGAAAGACACGUCAGUCUCUCCUCUGAAGCCGCGCAUGAACUGGGAUGCACCGUCGUUAGCCUGGCAUUAGCUCCGCGUUAGCUUCCCCGGAGAGCUCCGUUUUUUUACGACGGGACCGAGCACCCAACAUUGCGCAUUAUGACAGACAGCAUCAUGAGCAAAGCUGCCACAAUGGAGAUUCCCAUCAACAGCAACGGCGACACAGGGACGCUACCAGAGGACGACAGCCUUGAACAGGCUGCAAAGCUGCAGUGGAGCUUAGAUGAGAAGGUAGGGAGCUCCAGAGGCACCAGGGACCUUCAGCAGGUGAUGGUGUCAGGUCCCAACCUGAACGAGACCAGCAUCGUGUCUGGGGGCUAUGGAGGAACAGCAGAGGGAAUUAUCCCCACCAGCUCAAUCAAAGGCCCUGCCGUGCGCUACAAUGCCGAGUUUAACAAAAGGAUCCCAGUUGCAUCUUUAGGUUCCAACAUGCACCACAGCAGCAGCAGCUCGUCGAUGACGGCGGAAGAAACGACCCGUGGCGUGGCCGUGGAAAAGCUAGAAACAGUGAGGAAGUGGGGUCUCAACACUUACAAGUGUACGAAGCAAAUGAUCUCGGAGCGCUUCGGCCGUGGCUCCCGGACCGUGGACCUGGAGCUGGAGGCUCAGAUUGAAGUUUUGAGGGACACCAAGAGGAAAUACGAGAACGUGCUGCGAUUGGCCAGAGCGCUGACCAACCAUUUCUACAACAUGGUGCAGACGCAGCAUGCGCUGGGCGACACCUUCGCUGACCUCAGUCAGAAAUCUCCAGAGCUGAGGGACGAGUUCGGCUACAAUGCAGAGACUCAGAAGCUGCUGUGUAAGAACGGGGAGACUUUACUCGGUGCCAUUAACUUCUUUGUGUCCAGCAUCAACACAUUAGUCAACAAGACAAUGGAAGACACUCUGAUGACGAUCAAGCUGUAUGAAAAUGCAAGACUGGAGUUUGAUGCCUACCGAACAGACCUUGAAGAACUGAGUAUGGGGCCCAAGGAUGCUGUAACCAUGGCCCGUAUAGAUGCUGCUCAGCAACAAUACCAAGUCCAAAAGGACAAGUAUGAACGUCUUCGCUCAGACGUGACCAUUAAACUCAAGUUUCUAGAGGAGAAUAAGGUUAAGGUGAUGCACAAGCAGCUCCUCCUCUUCCAUAACGCCAUCUCGGCGUACUUCGCUGGCAACCAGCAGCAGCUGGAGCAAACGCUGAAGCAGUUUAACAUAAAGUUGAGGCCCCCAGGGGCCGACAAGCCCUCCUGGUUAGAGGAGCAAUGAGAGGCCCUGCUCAGCCUGCAGCCUGCAGCCUGCUUCUCCACCACCUCCACCUGUUACCUGUCGAAAAACCCCAAACUCUACAGAGGACCACUACAGAGGAAAACCCGUGCAGAUACUUCGGUGGAUGAAGAGAGGAGUGUGUGUGGCUGGAUGACUGGACAGACGAGGGAGGAUGGGACUGACGAAUUGCAGGGUUUAAUUGAUGAGUAGGUUAAAUGAAGAAGGAAACAAAGUGGUCAGUUUCAGUCAGGGGGCUUUUAGUGCCUCUCUUCCAAACUUCUUUCUCCCACCUUAGCCUCUGUUUGUGCUUUGUUCCCAGAGAAACGUAUCACCUCUCCCCUCCCCUCUCUUCUUCUCGUCUCCACUCCCCCUCCCAUCUCCGACACUAUUUUGCUGCGUGAGCUCGUGUUAGUCAUGUCUGUGGCCAUUAUUGUACUCAUCAAGUGCUCCCAGUGCUCUGAGUUAAACUUCAACCCCACACGCCAUCAUUAAUAAUGAUGAAGAAGGAAAAAAAAAAUGGUAAAAACCAUUAAGACGCUAACAAAACACUACUCCAAAAACAUUCAGACCUUCUCAUUCUCCUAGUGUGCCUCCAUGUAUACGAGCCAGUGUAUUAAAUGUACAUAUGGCCUGCAGGAUGACAAAUAAAGAUUUCCACCUACAUGUAAAAAGGAUUUGUAUGCUACACUGGAACAGUUUCAAAUCAAUGUACUUUUCAAAUUAAGUACUGUUUCACUUUUGAGAUACACGUCACAUGAUCGUUUGUAGCCUGUGAUUAACGAAUACUGUGUUUAGUUUUUGAUUAACAUGUCAUCUCUUUGUUUUCUAAUUAGUUUACGUCUUUGACUCGGCUCUUCUGUUCUCGCUCCUGUGUUUCUGAUUUAAAGACAGCGUGCUGUUUGGGUAAUACAUUCUGGAGUUUUUGGACCGCGAGCGCCGCGGUGAUUUGUCCAUAAUCGUCAGAAAUGUCGCCGAUUUCACUUGAAAGUUCUUCGAAUUCCUCGAUUCACAUAUGCAACAAUCAUUUAAGGAACACUGCCACAACGUCCCAAAGUUUAACUGGUUUCGGGUCUUUACUAAUUUUAUCACCCAAAGAGGAACGAUGGAUGUUUAAAAGACUGUGUUUGCACGGCUUGUUUAAUGAUCCUUGGUCGGUUAAUCGUCAGUGUUGAAUGUACCUAUGUAAGAUGGGUAUAACAGUCACUUACAUUUCAGCAAAUGUGACUGGUUUCACCUGGUUGUUUAACUGAUAAUGGAAAACGAAAUCAUUACAUUUUUGUUUUUCACAUUUACACGUGACACUGAAAUGCGUUGUUGUCUUUUCAAAGUCGUCUCAUUGCCAUCGAUACUCGGCUCUCAGCGCUCCUAAAGCAGGAUAUAUUUGUCCAUGGUUACCUUUCUUCACACUGAAGAUUACCUACCUAAUAUGUUGAGGAGUGUGAUGACGCUGAUGAUUCAUCCAUGUUGUAGAAAGCAAUCAUGAAUCGUUGACCAUUAAAAGACAAAACAUUGGCACGGUAGUACAUAUGUUUUAUUUUUAACGCGUCACUGUAUUUAUCAUGGUCACAUGUUAACCUGUUGGAAGCGACACUGUAAAUUGAAUAUUAUUCAGUUUGUGGGUGUGACAUUGUGCAUCUUACUGGGACGAAGAUACGACUCAGGCCAGACAAAUUGACCAACUCGUGAAGAAUUGAUAAAAAUGUGCUCGGUAUCUGCAGUGAAGAUAAUGAAUGUUAAACGAUGCUGCAUUUAACUCCCGAGGGCCUCGAGCAGCAGAAAGCAGCGCUCUAUGAGGCCGCCCCAUCAGCUAAUGGGCGAGUCCUCCAGCUUCUCGUCUCCUUUGUAUUUGCAUGGCUGGCAGCGGUCCAAAGUAAAGGUUCAGAUACGUGUGCUUGCACUGAUGCUCUGCUUCUGUGCGCUAGCUCGCAUGGUCUGGCCUAACGCCGUGCUUACAGUCGUUGAUAUCACUUAUGAAACUGGCUGAAGCCGAAUCAGAAAGUCGGGUUUACUUUUUAUGCUGCACUUGUAAGGACGUGUAAUUAUUAUCAAUGAGAAUAUCACAAUUAAUACUAAUAUUCAUGAAUAUCUGUUUCCAGAAUUAUUUUUAUUUUAUUUUUUUUUAUGUGUGAUAAAUUGGUGUGUUAAUUUUGGCUGAUAAGUAACUUUGUACAAGCUCACUUGUGGAUGCUACGAAAUUAAUAAUAAUAUUCUCACUGGCCAGCUCCUGGUCUGUUUGACCAUCACAAAGCAAUAUCAAAGAAAUGUGACUCCUCUUUUCCGAAACCUGCCCCGUGAAAUUUCCUGACCCCAACACCAAAAUGAAUGGAAACAAGAUGUUUUUUUUGUUUUUUUGUAAUUUGUUUGUUCCAUAGUUGUGAAACCUUCGGUAAGUUAAAAGAAAGUGUGACGAGCAUUCAAAGUCACUCCUACUAGCAGUCUUUAGAUUGUUGCCAAGAGAGAAGCGAGAUUUAUAAAAUAUAUUUUAUCUGUGUACAAUCAAUGUUUUUCUAGGCUGAGUUUGUGUAUUGUACUGUAUGGAUGAUCGCACACAAGGUAUUUAUGAUGAUAAAUGAAGUUGUGUCAUGGAUUGAUGUGAUACUCUGCCUUCAUUCCUCACUCAGACCUGAAAAGUCCCUCUCCCCACCCCAAGGGAACAAAAUUAAAAGUACACAUUUUCAAAUGA
Molecule: messenger RNA, 4139 nt
Organism: Mugil cephalus (flathead mullet)
Lineage: Eukaryota; Metazoa; Chordata; Actinopteri; Mugiliformes; Mugilidae
Gene: arfip2b
Product: ADP-ribosylation factor interacting protein 2b
Exons: 10
Coding region: 308-1456 (382 amino acids)
Biological process (GO): regulation of Arp2/3 complex-mediated actin nucleation; intracellular protein transport
Cellular component (GO): trans-Golgi network membrane
Molecular function (GO): protein domain specific binding; phospholipid binding
Source: RefSeq, a predicted model, not a curated record